Messenger RNA from Conger conger (European conger), 1452 nucleotides. RefSeq names its product HD domain containing 3 (gene hddc3). Gene Ontology annotation, molecular function: guanosine-3',5'-bis(diphosphate) 3'-diphosphatase activity. The transcript has 4 exons. The record is from RefSeq and is a predicted model, not a curated record. NCBI's taxonomy places the organism in Eukaryota, Metazoa, Chordata, Actinopteri, Anguilliformes, Congridae. The coding region runs from base 368 to 907 and encodes 179 amino acids.
UGCUGCAAAGCUUGUUUCUUCCGGACAGGUAAAAGGACACGUCCGGUUAGAGUCUAACAAGGAAGAGAUGACAGGAAAAGUCAAUGGUCAUUUAAUUGAGUGAAAUAUUCGUGAGCCUUAUACAACAUAUGUAAAGUAAUUGUUCUGUUUCUAUACUUAUCUAUGGUACUAAUAGACAACUAGAUAAAUAACCUAUAGGACAUCGAAUUCAUAGUUUGUCUGUUGUUGUGGUUCUCGUCGAGAUCUUUUUUAAGCACUUUAAACAGUUUCAUGGUCUUGGCUACUUCGUAAAUUAGUAUCCACACAAGCAAUUGGCUGAUAAAUGUUCCACCAGUAAAAGUUAUAUAUAACCAGAUAUCUUUCAAUAAUGAGUUUGGAUUCAGCGCUAUUGCUAGAAGCUGCACAUUUUGCGGCAGAGAAACAUAAAAGACAACGGCGUAAGGACCCUGAAGCCACACCAUAUAUCAACCACCCAAUUGGUGUGGCAAGAAUCUUAAGCCAUGAAGCUGGUAUUGCAGACAUUGAAGUUUUACAGGCAGCUUUGCUUCAUGACACAGUGGAAGACACUGACACCAGCAUUAUAGAGCUUGAGGCGGUAUUUGGGCAGACAGUGGCAAGAAUUGUCCAGGAAGUAACCGAUGACAAGACCCUGCCCAAACAAGAGAGGAAGCGUCAACAGGUGGAACAUGCACCGCAUUGCAGCCAGCAGGCCAAACUGGUAAAACUUGCUGACAAGCUGUACAAUCUGAGGGAUCUCAGCCGUAGCACACCUGUUGGCUGGACAGAAGAACGGGUCCACGAGUACUUUGUGUGGGCGGCGCAGGUAGUGAGAGGAUUACGUGGCACCAACCAGAUACUUGAGAACAAACUGCAGCAACUCUUCAAGCAGAGAGGUGUAGAGAUGUGAUUCGACAGAGCUCUAUACUUAUGUAUCUUCCAAUAGUCUUCUGUCCUUCUUUGUACCCAUCUGUUUCCCUGCUGCCGUGGUGGUUCUCUUACUACAGGUGCGGUAGCGGAAGUGCACUACUUAAAUACUGGAUUGCUAAUCCCUGACCAGUGUUGAUGAAGACUGUAUGAUAAUCUUUGGGACUGGCUCGCUCUUUUUUUUUUUUUCCCUAUCAUGCAACCGGGCAGCUGUGCAAAUUCUGUUUUUGUUGGAUUUUCUUUUUGUUUAACAGCUACCAUUUACUUGUGCACAUGCACACAGAUAUUCCAAUCAUCUAAUCUGAGAAAAAGGUUGCCCCAGUUCUAUAAAAUGAUUUUAUGUCGAUAUUAUUCUGUAACAUUAUUUUGUCUAAGAGCAUUUUUUUGUCUUAUCAAAUGCAUAUUACUUCAUUUGUCAGUACUGUGUCUCAUGUGAGUGAGUUACACUAUAGGGCAUUCACACUGAUAAACCCUCAGUGUUUUGGAAAAUGAAAUAUUUGGAAAUAAAAAUAUUUUUGGCCACUCUCA